AUGUCAGCGGAGAACAUUAGUACUGGCUCGCCGACGGGCAAGCAGCCAUCCUCUGAAGUUAAUCUUGGCGAAAGAGAAGCUGGAACAAAAAAUGAGAGGAUGAUGCGCCAAACCAAACUUCUGAAGGAUACAUUAGACUUGUUGUGGAAUAAAACCUUAGAGCAGCAAGAGGUGUGUGAGCAACUAAAGCAAGAAAAUGAUUAUCUAGAAGAUUACAUUGGCAAUUUGAUGAGAUCCAGUAAUGUGUUGGAAAAAUAA
Saccharomyces cerevisiae S288C is the source of this 258-nucleotide messenger RNA. It is a transcript of the gene SLO1, whose product is annotated as Slo1p. The transcript has a single exon. The record is from RefSeq and is marked reviewed. Lineage: Eukaryota; Fungi; Ascomycota; Saccharomycetes; Saccharomycetales; Saccharomycetaceae. The coding region runs from base 1 to 258 and encodes 85 amino acids.